Molecule: messenger RNA, 1102 nt
Organism: Pecten maximus
Lineage: Eukaryota; Metazoa; Mollusca; Bivalvia; Pectinida; Pectinidae
Product: DNA-directed RNA polymerase III subunit RPC8-like
Exons: 4
Coding region: 1-285 (94 amino acids)
Source: RefSeq, a predicted model, not a curated record
AUGGCACCCCCGGUUUUGCGGAAGAGUGAGGCUGUGGAUAAGGAACAGCUGUGGGCCUGGGAGUACCAGAUGGAAGAGGAGAAACACGAUCUGUAUAUGGACAUUGGGGAGGAGGUCAGGUUUCGUGUUUCUGAUGAGAUAUUUGUGGACACAACCCCAUCAAGUCCAGAAAAUGCAGCAGGAGAGGAAAUAGCGGAUACUGAAGUGAAAAAAGCCCCCUAUACUAUUGUGGGAACCAUCAGUGAGCCUGGCUUAGGCCUGCUGUCAUGGUGGAACACAGGGUAGAGGCUCGCACAGAAAUGUAACAGGAAACCGGAUAGGAGGAAAGUUGUGAAAAUGUGGAGCACCAGAAACUCCAGCUAUGUAACAUGGAUGGAGGAAAUACAGGCGGGGAAUAGUGAACAUAGUUGAGGGGAAAUCCAGGAAACUAGGUAGAGAGUACUGGAAAUGUGGAACCAAAACAUAGAGGCCACAUAGAGUCUCCUCACCAUGGAUAAAAGGAGUACCAGAACUUCUAUUUAGUAGCAACAGGAUCAGAUGGCUCCUGAAUUUGAGAGAUAUAAAAGCUACAGGGAAGAAAAGAUGAAUCAUUAGAGCAAGAUAUUGUCUACUGUUAUAGAGGUAGAUAUUGUCUAUUGUUGAUGUAUGAUCUGCAAUAUCCAAUCUUCUAGUUUGGAUUUAACCACUUGAUACAAACUCGCAAAUGACCUAUUGCGAUCACCUUUUGUCUAUUGUCACACAUUAUCCAUCCAUAAACAAUUUUACGUUUCUAUGCAACCUUGACUCUAUACUAGAUGUUGUAUAGAUCAGUUGAAGAUUAAUGUGUUAGCCAUGUUUUGAACAACAAGACAGUUAGUAUAUGUGUAUGACUAGAGAGAUCUUGCUGUGUUUGCAUGAUAAUUGCUACUGGUUGAAACAACACAAACAUGUAUAGUCUGAUACUCAGAUGGCUGUGGCCUUGUUUAAAAUUCAUUUCAAUGACCUGUUUCAUUGAAUGAUAUGUUGCCAAUGUGUGUGAUUGUGUCAUACAUGUGAAAGGUUUUGCAAGUUGAAUGUAAGUUUACAUUUGCAUGUUGAUUUUGAAAAUAAAACUAUUUCAACU